Molecule: messenger RNA, 876 nt
Organism: Prunus armeniaca (apricot)
Lineage: Eukaryota; Viridiplantae; Streptophyta; Magnoliopsida; Rosales; Rosaceae
Source: the annotation of a GenBank genome assembly
AUGGACAAGCACGCCGAUAGGCAGUUCAAUGGGAACCAAGCAGGUCAAGCAGGAGUAAGCAGACAAGGAGAUGGACAACAACGGGAUCAGCUUGCCGACAUGUUGGGCCCACAACUUGCCAUCCACGCUCGCCUAGGGCCGCAGAGAAAUAUUCACGAAAGGCUAGGCCCCCAGGGCGGUCAACCUGGUAACCCGCACAAUGAGGACCGUGAAGAAAGGCACUCCACUGACCGCUCUCGAAGAACCAAUUCUCAUCGCCAAGUUACAGAAAAUCCCUCGCAAGCACAGUCCACCAACAUGCCGCCUAGGCAGCGCAGCCAAGAAGGUCGACCCUUGCAAACCAACAAGGAAGUUAAUCAGCUUCACCCAAAUCAUUGGCGAAAAUUUCGAGACUACAUCAAGAGGUUCAAAGCGGAGAGGGCAAACAUUGUAGGAUGUGAUGACCAAAUUGCGUCAUCCGCCUUCAAGAGGGGUUGCCAACUGAAUGACGACAACCGGAUCGCCACGAAGAAGGCUGAUCAAGUAGCUGAGCAGGCAAGCCAAGAGAACGGCAAGCGCAGAUCACAGCCUCAAGAAGGUGUUCCAGCAACGGAGAGCUACACCAAGUUCACUAUCUCGAUACACCAGAUCCUGGCCCAAGUAAAUGACAUGCCUUGGUUGAAGAAACCAUCGCCUUUAAAGGGAAACCCAACCAAGAAGGAUACUAGUAGAUACUGCACAUUCCAUGAAGGGCACGGUCAUUACACAAACGACUGCUUCGCCUGGAAAAGGCACCUCGAAGUUCUAGUCAGAGACGGCCAUUGCACGAAAUUCAUCGCAAGGAGGGCUAUCCAGCAAAUCAAAGAUUAUGACGCAGCUAACGAUGAACCUCCAUGA